AUGGCAACUUUAAAGUUAAACCUGGCUCUGUCUUGCUGCCUCUUCUUCGUCUUCCCCUUGGUCAUUCUAACAAUCUCUAAUUUAGUCUCCGCCAAUCCUGAUAAACUCUUCUUAUUCUUCUUCGAGGCCAAAAGUGACGGCACUGUUGUAAGGUUUUUUACACCAACUCUGGUGCCGGCAUCAUUAGACGCAGCAACUAACGUCCAAUCCACGGACGUGGUGCUUAACCCAGAUACAAAGGUCUCCGGCAGACUAUAUCGUCCCAUGAACGCCCCUUCCGGAACCCUUCACCCCCUUCUGAUCUUCUUCCACGGCGGUGGGUUCUCGACGGGAUCGGCUUUCAGCGUUGAUAUUCACACUUACAUGAACACUCUUAGCUCCCUUGGAAACCUGGCCAUACUCUCCGUGGAUUACCGUCUAGCCCCGGAACAUCCGGUUAAGGACUUGUACGACGACGCUUACGACGGGGUGCUUUGGGUAGCAAAACAGGCGGCGGGACAAGGUAGCAGCUCGGAAGCAUGGAUGAAAGAUGUUGUGAACUACGAUCGGAUCUUCGUGGGAGGACAGAGUUCGGGAGGAAACAUAGCCCACAAUGUGGGUAUGCGGAUCCAGGAGUUGAAACCGGCAGGGGUGAAACUUGGUGGGAUGAUAAUAAUCCACUCGUAUUUCCUAACGGUGGAUCCUCUGCCUUCUAUUCUAAAGGAACCGGAGGAUAUGAGAAACAACAUAACUGAAUUGUGGUCUUUUGUAUGCCCUGGCACAACCGGGUUGGACGAUCCCAGAGUCAACCCAUCAUUGGAACCAGAUUUGCAGAUCAUAAAGCCGGCUAAGGUGCUGAUUUGUGCGGCCGAGUUAGACGCGAUGAAGGACGCGUCCAAGGCCUAUUACGACGCACUUAAGUGGAGUGGGGUCGAUACAGAGUUUUAUCUAACCCAGGGAAAACGACAUAUGUUCGAUAAUUUCGAUCCUAAAUGCCCAGAAGCAAUGGCAUUACAUUCUAAGAUUGUCUCAUACAUGCAGUAA
Impatiens glandulifera is the source of this 1023-nucleotide messenger RNA. RefSeq names its product probable carboxylesterase 2. Bases 1 to 1023 code for a protein of 340 amino acids. Gene Ontology annotation, molecular function: hydrolase activity. Lineage: Eukaryota; Viridiplantae; Streptophyta; Magnoliopsida; Ericales; Balsaminaceae. The transcript has a single exon. The record is from RefSeq and is a predicted model, not a curated record.